AUGACUGAAGGUAGCCGGGGAGCUGUAAAAGAUCAAACUCAACAAGGUUACCCUGUGGUACAGCUUUAUGGACCCGUUCAGACUGCACUACUUCAAGUUUUUGUUGGCACUGACACUGGGAAAGUAAAACCUCAUCCUUUUUAUCAGGCAUGUAAAGUUUCUGGAAAAAAUUCAACACCUUGCACAGAAAGAGACAUUGACAGUACAACUACUAUUGAAAUAGAGUUAAGUUCAACGAAUGAUUUGAUGGCAAGUAUUGACUGUGUAGGAAUUUUGAAACUGAGGAAUGCUGAUGUUGAACAAAGGAUAGGUGUAGCUAAGACGAAAAAACGAAGCACUCGUGCCAGAAUGGUCUUCAGAGUCAUUUUUAAUCGUCCUGAUGGUGUGCAACAAAUUCUCCAAGUGACUUCAUCUCCAAUUGUUUGCACCCAGCCUGUUGGACAGCCUGAAGUGUCUCGGCUAAGUCUGACUGCAUGCUCUGUUAAAGGAGGAAAGGAUUUGUUCAUUAUUGGAAAAAAUUUCAUGAAAGGUACUAAAGUAUUCUUUAGAGAAACCGGUGAAGAGAAUAAGGUGAUAUGGGAAAAAGAAGCUGACAUUGAAAAAGAUUAUUUCCAGCCUACACAUUUGAUCUGUGUAAUUCCGGAAUACUUCAACUUGGAAAUCACCAAGCCCGUAAGCGUGAAUCUGGUGGUUAGCUGCUCUGCCUUCCUACAACCUGCAAAGGAGAGUGCUCCCUGGGUGUCCUUGAUUCCUAAUCCUAGUGGACUGACAAAGUACAUGUUGAAAGCUGCCGCUGGGCAGAACAGCCUGACAGUGAAGCCACUUCCCAAAGUUGAAACACCCAUGGAGAUUGAACCACCUCAGCCACAACCAUUGUCAUUUGGACAAUGUCCAAGUACACUUGAACUUUUACGGCUGUUGCAACAAAAUCCACAAGGUGGUUUCCAAGUACCUUCAGAGGCACUUCCACCUACUUUCUCUUCAGCUAGUACAGUUCCACAAGCUGCUGGUUCUUUCUCUGACCGAGAAACAGCUAGUGAAACAAAGUGUGCAUUUUCUCCAUCGUUCCAUGAGCAGUCACAUCAGUCGGAUUCCCAGUUUGCCUCACAACUGGAAUCUUCAUCCAAUUUCCACUCUCAAACUCCUGUGCAGAACUCCCCAGUCCAGUCACCACCGCAGCUGCAUUCAUCAACACAGUUCCAGUCAUCAUCUAUUUCUCAGCCUCCUGCAGAUCAAGGAUUUCAACAGACAACACAGCUCCAGUCUUCAACUGAUGAUUACCUGUCUACAACCCAGAUUAAUCCUUCCAAUCAAAUGCAUUCUUCUGCAAUGGAAAUGCAUACAAGUGAUGAUUAUGAAACUGCAACAACACAGCAGCAACAACAAUCACCUUCAUCUCAACAAUUAAAUUCCUCAUUGACUGACUUUCAUUCUAUGACACACCAAACUCAACAGAAUCCAUUGCAAUCACUUCAGUGCCAGUCUGAAAAUCAAGCAUUAAGACGGACUCAGUUCCAGGUUGAGUCACAGACGCAACCUUCUGCGCAGGUGCAGUCAUCUCAGUUUUCACAGUUGAUGUCAUCAUUACCAAGUGCAUCAGCUCCACAAAUCAUUAUUGUUGGCAACCCACGGCCUGUUUCUGGACGUAAUAAUGUUUUCAGUUUAGGAGGAAACUCUCAACAGCCAGCCCCAAGUAUUUUUAUUAUCCCCUCAUUAUCUACUAUCAAUGAGAAUUCUGUAUCACAAGACAAUGAUGUACUCUCUCUCCUGGAUUCUCUUUUGAGAGAGAUUUUGUCUGCUUUUUUCUACUUUUUUUUUCUUUCAUUAUUCUUUCUUUUGUUAUUUUUUCUUUUGUUAUUUUUUUUCUUCUGUUACAUUUUCCAAUAUUUUUUCUUCCAUUAUUUUCAUUUUUUUCCUUCCAUUCCUUUCUGUCCUUCUGUUCCUUCUUCCACGAUUUAUUUUUCUUUUUCCUGA
Messenger RNA from Acanthosepion pharaonis, 1974 nucleotides. NCBI's taxonomy places the organism in Eukaryota, Metazoa, Mollusca, Cephalopoda, Sepiida, Sepiidae. The record is from the annotation of a GenBank genome assembly.